AGAGAGACAGAAAAGAGAUCGUCUCACCCUCAACUCUAUGAUUUGUGAGAACUGAAGAGUUGGUGUGCGCGUUUAAACUGAUUCGAAUAUUCUGGCUUGAUCAGGGGGAAAAAACGUCAAUUUUUUGUAUUAAAACUUUUUCAUUAUUUUUGAGAGGAACAGUAUAAUUCAGACAUGAUGAAGCGGAUUGUGGUAUUAACUGGACUGCUGGCAAUCGUGACCUUUGCGUCUGUGCUGCCGCAAAACGAUACAAGCUAUAUUCGGACAUUUUCAGCUGAUUUGCGGCCUGUCAUCGGUGAGCCCUUUGAUUAUCUGGAUGUUCAGGAGGGCAGCGGCUCUGGUUCCGACCAUGCAUCCAAACACAAGAAAGAUCACCACCCUGCUGUGAUCAAAAAGCACUACCACAUCUCUCAAGAAGCAUCUCAAUUCCUCACUGGCAAUGUGGUGACCACUGUCAUCCCAACGAUAUACACUUUAGUCUUCAUCAUAAGCGCUCCUCUAAAUCUCCUGGCACUUAUCAUGUUUGUGCGCAAAGUGAGACAGAAGAAACCGGCGGUGAUUUAUAUGAUGAAUCUGGCCUUCGCUGACCUCCUCUUUGUGCUCGUACUCCCGUUUAGGAUAGCCUACCAUUUCAAUGGAAAUAACUGGAUAUACGGGUCUGGGAUGUGUCGUUUGGUCACGGCUGCUUUUUAUGGCAAUAUGUAUUGCUCUGUGCUGCUGCUGAUGUGCAUUAGUAUAGAUCGGUUUAUGGCUGUUGUCUACCCGAUGAAUUCACUCACCUGGCGCAGUCCUCAAAGCGCAUCCGUCGUGUGCAGCGCCAUGUGGCUUUUGUCCAUCGGCGGUGUGAUGCCUUUGCUGAUCUCUAGUCAGACCAUUCACCUAGCAGACUUGGGCAUAACCACCUGUCACGACGUCCUUGACAUUCAGCACCUCCGCGAGUAUUACCUGUACUUCUUCCCUAUCCUCUCUUCACUUUUCUUCUUCAUCCCGCUCAUUUUUAGCACCGUCUGCUACGUGCGCAUCAUCCAAGCCUUGUGUGCAGCCAACGUGGAAAACCGUACGAAAAAAACACGGGCUGUCUUCAUGGCUGUCACGGUCUUUGCUGUUUUUGUCAUAUGCUUCACCCCCACUAACAUCAUCUUGUUGUCACAUUAUGUGCAGUUUGCUCACAAGUACAAUGACACGUCCUACGCUGCUUAUCUGGUCUCCAUGUGCAUUGGGAGCAUCAGCUGCUGUUUGGACCCCCUCAUCUACUACUUUGGGUCAUCACAGUGCCAAAAGCAGGUUCUUGUUUCUCUGAAGUGUCAGGGGAUACCAGGCAUUGAGAGGAAUGAACAGUUUACCAGAAGCACCAGGUCAAGCAAUUUGGAGACCUUAAAAAGCAGCGUGAGUAACCAGUACAGGAAGCUGAUGGCAUGAGCCCCAAGGUAUUAU
Molecule: messenger RNA, 1434 nt
Organism: Xyrauchen texanus (razorback sucker)
Lineage: Eukaryota; Metazoa; Chordata; Actinopteri; Cypriniformes; Catostomidae
Gene: f2r
Product: coagulation factor II (thrombin) receptor
Exons: 2
Coding region: 175-1419 (414 amino acids)
Biological process (GO): positive regulation of blood coagulation; thrombin-activated receptor signaling pathway; blood coagulation
Cellular component (GO): membrane
Molecular function (GO): thrombin-activated receptor activity
Source: RefSeq, a predicted model, not a curated record